Molecule: messenger RNA, 864 nt
Organism: Arabis nemorensis
Lineage: Eukaryota; Viridiplantae; Streptophyta; Magnoliopsida; Brassicales; Brassicaceae
Source: the annotation of a GenBank genome assembly
AUGGAGUUGUUUUCUCUCCCAAUUUGUCUUCUUGUGUUGAAAGGCAUUGUUACAUGGAGUAUAUUUCAAGUCAGGAUCACUAGCAGUGCGAAGGGUUCGUCUCAUUCUUCAGCAUCUCGAGACUUCACAGCUUUGAGUGCAGAAACUCUGGCUUUGAAGACUGGUAUAUCGGAGUUCGAUCGUUUUGGAAUCAGAAGAUUAAAUGUCUUCUUUGAUUGCAAGGUGUUGUGUUUGCACCUCUCGGCAGGAAGCUCACCUUUGGAGCUCAAGGGACUUCUACAAGUUAUUAGAAGUAUCUUUGGUCCGUAUGUUCACAGGCCGUUACAAACACAAUGUUCAGUGUCUCCGAUUUCUGAUCAAAGAAAGAAUGUUGCAGCAAGUCAAGAUGAUAACAUUGUGCUAAUCAACAAAUACAAUUCAUCUAAAACUCCUCCAAAUGCUCCAAGAAGAAAUGAGGCUGGUUUUUUCACUAGAGCUGACUCACCGGCUCCACCAUUUAGCAAACAGAUGAACUUUUGGCCAGGACAGAGUUCUUACCUAAAGCCAAUUCCAGUCAACACUAUACAGUUCAAGAGUCUUAACGCAGCUUAUGCCUCUGCCAUGGCUCCUGCUUCAGUCUCCCCAAGCCCUAGUUCUGUUAGCCGGCAUGAGUACAGUUCCAGAUUUCACCCAUUCAACGGUAGACCAGAAGGUUUCCAAGAGCGUGAUGGUUCCGCCGAUCAAGAUAAGAGAAGACACAUCUCUUCUGCUACCAAACAGAGUGCAGUAGGCAAUCACUGUAGUGGCAACUACAUUGAUCAUCAACAACAACUAGAGAAGAAGAAGAACGAAGACGGGUAUCCAUCGUCUGUUGGGAAAAUCUAG